Messenger RNA from Helicoverpa zea (corn earworm), 4052 nucleotides. RefSeq lists its product as uncharacterized. NCBI's taxonomy places the organism in Eukaryota, Metazoa, Arthropoda, Insecta, Lepidoptera, Noctuidae. The transcript has 8 exons. Bases 362 to 1558 code for a protein of 398 amino acids. The record is from RefSeq and is a predicted model, not a curated record.
GAUAACUCAACAUUCACACAAAUAAAAUCCAAAGAAAACCACCAAAAUACAACAAAUAAAAUCAAUCCAUCACAAAAACCCGCGCAAUUUUCCCAUGAAAAAGUGAACCGCCAUCUUAGAAAUAGCUUUUGAAAUUCGAAUUUAUAUUCCUUUUCUUCGUGUGCCAGUGACACAAUGACUGCAAGAGUGCUGUGAUGUUUGAAAUUGGAAUUAUUUUUUGGAAUCAGUGUUAAUUUUUAUAUACUUUUUUGAUGGUUGACGUAAUAAUUUGAAGUUAUCUAGGCCGCAUAAAUAAAUUGGUGAUGUGACAAGCUUCUUGCGUAACAAUCCGUAGGUCGGUACGUCGCGCGGUGAUGUCGUCAUGGAGGUGGUGUUGCCGCUGGCGGUGGUCUGCGUCCUGGUGAGCGCAGCCCCCAACGCGACGCGCGCGCGCCGCCCCGACGACCUGCCCGACGAGCCAGUGCUGCCUGAAGAUGAUGAUGAAUUGCACAGAUUGGAGUACUACGAUGAGGAGCGGAUUAAUAUAUCAGAGAAGGGCAUGUACCUGGGGUCACCGUGUGAGUUCACGUGCAACCCGAAGCUCAUGCACGUGUACUGUGACCCCACCACGACGACCUGCCAGUGUGACCCCAAGCACCCCGUCUCCGUGGGGGUGGCACAGGGAUGCGCUAAAGCGAAGAAAUUGGGUGAGCAGUGUUUCUACCGGGAGACGUGCAAGGCGUUCGACACGCACGCGUCGUGUGUGCAGGUCAACCACAACGCGUACUGCCAGUGCGACGCCGGGUACCACCAGACCAGCCACACCAGACCCACUUCCAGAAUUUUCUGCACCGAAGACCUGGUGUUGCUGACGGCCGACAUGCCGACGCUGCUGGGCGUGGCGUCGGGCAUCUUCGUGCUAGGCGGGCUGCUGUGCAUGGUGCUGCACCUGUACACCAAGGCGCGCUACCACCCCACGCACCUCGCCGACGCCAGGCUCACGCCGCCCUGUCUCUACUCGCUCAAUGACACAGGAGGCACGCUGAGCGCGACGCGCGCAUCGUCCCGUGCAUCGUCACGCAGCGGGUGUACCAGCGGCACGCUGGAGGCGGAGACGAGCUCGCGACGCGCGUCGCGGCGCGGCGUGGCGGUGUCGGCGUCGCGCGCAGGUGCGGCGCGCACGGCGGCCAUCUUGCUCAUCUCGCGCCACCUCAGGGCCGUAAGGCGGGACGGCGGCGCGCACCCGCCUAAGUGCGCCGCCAAAGGUUCGCGACGUCCAAGUCUAACCUCCGUGCAGAGCAGUUCAUCGUCUAUCCGAAGCUAUAGCGCUCGGCGUUGGGAGAGAGAAAGAGAGCAGAAGGAGAGGAGACAGAUGAGCAUGCGACUGGCGCAGCUACACGACAAGAUGGCGGCCGGGCGCGACGUGCCGAAGCACGCACCCACGCCGUCGCCUCGCUCGCCCAACAACUCCACAGAUGGACUGCUACCGUCUGUAUGUGAGAUUAGAGAAUUGAUCACAAACCCUGAGCAGCAGUUGCAAGGGGUAGACGGCCCCUGCUCCAGCUCAUCGCUUUACUGACACCCGGCCCACGGGAAGACGACCAGGAGGUCUCUAGACUCCCUAUCGUCCGACGGCUCACCAGCCAUCGCCUGGAUGUAAGACCACCCGACUGAACUGUUCCCACAUAAGAACGUUUAGUGUUCCACGUGAACGACCAUCAUGUAUAUAGAAGUGUCGAGUGCUUGUAAUGAACUCAUUAACCCCUAAGUUCCGCAUGAGGUAUAUCCAGCCUUGACUCCCACUUGUUGAUAUUGUAAGUAAACGCUUAUGCUUAUAGUUAGAUCGAGGAGUUUCGGGUUCCGUGUAUUGUUGCUUGCUAAUACGGAGAUUGACUGGGGAUUAUACUAUUACCAACUCUGACAGGCUAUACGCACAUUUAGAAGAGAAUCAUUAUAAAAAUCUUUUCUAAUAAAGAAAAUAAAGGCAAUGGCUUACAAAAUAUGGGAGGUUAAGGAAACUUAUUCAGAAGACUUGAUCAAUAUAAGCAGCUGAAACAGUUUUCUUAUUAUAAGGGCUAAAAUAAAUAAGUAAACAAGUGGCAUACGACGGACUCGGAAUAUUCCAGAAAAUAAAAACAUAAGACUAGUUAUCGAUAGCGAUGUAAAGAUAUAAACUAAAUUAAUAAAAGUUGUUAUAAGCGCAUUUAUAUGAUUUGUAUUUAUUGAAUGUGGAAUUUAGAUAAAUAUACGCAAUAAGUUGAUGUUAAACGAAAUAUAUAUUUAUAUUCAUUUGUUAAUUAUUACAUGUAGGACGUGUAAGUUGAUUUAAUAAAGACAGAAUUAUCGCAUUAUGUUUAAAAACAUAUCGUUUUAUAAGUAUAAUAUUGACUGUUAACAACGGCCGUAACAAUUUUUAUAUUAUCUACUUUAACUAAUGUACCUGAUUGUUGGUUUGAUUUAUAAGUGAAUUCAAUGCAUUCUGUUUUACUUUAUUGAAUAUACUAGCGAGAUAUUAGGCUUACUAAAUGUCAUGCUAAAAUUUAAUAAUACAGUUAUUUCGAUAAUCAAUCGAUGAAAGAUAGACAAUGUCUAAAAUUAAUCUUUGGUCAGAGUUGUUACCUAUAUUUUAUACAGCCGGGAUGUUAAAAUAACUGUAUUAUUGAGUUUUUCGGUAAAACAUGUACAUUUUAAGGUAACAUAGGUAUGGAGUGGUUGCAAUGUGGCUCCGGCCAGGCCUUAUAGUUCAGGAAACUGGGACACGGAAGAGUGUGAUGAAUGAAGUAUAGACAAAACAUUUUGUACUCGUAAUAAUGUAAAUAAAUAGUUCGAGAAAUAGUUAAUUUAGUGUUCGCUUGCUGAUAUUGGCUGUCUUGAACUGUCUGCUUCAAAUAAUUUUUGAACUUCUCAAAGCUAGAUGAUAGUUUUAGAAAGAAUUAUCAUACGUCUUCCAUCUUGAACGUCCACGCUUUGACUAGUUUAUUUAUUUCUGCUGCUCUUUCUUAAUAUUCCUCCCAGUGUUUUUUUUUUCGAUUUGUUCCUAAAGGUUUACCUUGAUAGACUUCAUUAGUGAUCAACUGAUUAACAAAAAUUGAUGAAUCUAUUGUUUUGUCUUUUGUUGUUCUCUUCAAUAAUAAGUUUAUAUCGUACCUGUUUGCUAUUAUAAAUUAGUUCUCCUAAGUUUUUCUGUCUAUAUAAGUUUAAAUUGAUCCUACGGCUUAAUAAAUGUCUAUGUAUAUCUCAAAGUUCAGCAUAAGCAGUUUUCUUGUAACUUAAGCAAGCGACUGUUUCGUACAAAUAAAUAUUUUUAAUGGAAAGUUACAGAGACAAGAAAUGUAUGAAAAUCUGCAAUGUAAUAUUAUAAGUGAGGAGGUCAAAUGGAAAGAUUAGCAGAAUGUCUUAGGUUUAUGCUUACUGACAGAAAACUGAUAGUUUUGAAUUUAUAAGAUAAAUGUUAGAUAGGAUAAUUGAAUCUAAUUAUCUUCACCUUCCUGUCUUUAACUAUUUAUUCUUCAAUGUAACAGCGUGAGAGUGUUCUGAAAAAGGCAUUACUGAUAAACGUCACCGGCAGUCAGUAUUUUCAGUGAGUGAAAUAUGUUUCAGUGUUAAUACAGCUACUGAACUCCAUCUUCUAUAGCUAUUCUAUACAUAGCGUAAUUUCAAAUUCUAUGAAUAUCUUUACUGGACUGAUACUUACUAAAACUCAUGUGUAAACUAUUCCUAACGGUGAUUGAUACUAACCAAAUGUUUCUAUGUAAUAAAGACAUCUAAAUGUGAGCUUUCAAUGUUUUAAAAUACGUAAUCAUGGUACGAGAGAAUUGACAAAUGAUACUUGAUGAGUUUUCUUUUUUUUAAUGGAAAGGAGCAGACAGUGAAAGGCAUCAAUGAAAAAAAUUCGAUCAAAUUAUGUAAUCGUGAUAAUAAAACGUAGUUACUUAACGAGAAGUAUCCCGUUGUUUUGUAAUAGCACAAAUUAAACGCGGUCCCACCAGUUUGCAGUACUCACGUACUUGGAUCCAAGUCGGGUAUGUUGUGUUUAUCGCUGUUUGCAUUGCCAAAAUAAAAUGUCAACUGAA